This is a messenger RNA of Candida albicans SC5314, 756 nucleotides long. RefSeq names its product SAM complex subunit (gene SAM35). The coding region runs from base 1 to 756 and encodes 251 amino acids. The record is from RefSeq and is a predicted model, not a curated record. Lineage: Eukaryota; Fungi; Ascomycota; Pichiomycetes; Serinales; Debaryomycetaceae. The transcript has a single exon.
AUGAAUGUACCCGCCACCAUCAAAUCUCUAUUCGAUGUUGUUCCGCUAGUCACCUAUAAAGAUGAAAGGUUGCCACACAAAGGGCCAAAUUACCCGUUUCUGGAAGAGUUCACAGUGGCUGUUCACAACGUGUUCAAUUGCAAGGGCAUGAUUAUCCCCACAGACCCCAUAUCACUCGGAAUUGUCCUUGUCCUUGCCCACAAGAAUAAACUUGCCUUGCCGACAGAACAGGGGUAUGGCAGAGGAGGCAUCAUCACCACUUCCUUCCAUGCAUCGCCCACAAACACACUCCCGCUCCUUAUCGACCAAACAACCAGAACACUCGACGAAAUCAACCACACCGUCGCCAACGACCUCGACGAGCCAGCCAAACUCAUCAACGAGAUCAUCGAUACCAAGUUCUAUGAUAUCUGGGUGUUGUGUAUAUUGUGUGAAGAUAUUGCCACCACCAUUUUUGGGGUUGACACCCUCUCCAAACUAGACUUGUUGGCAGAAGUGCCAAAUUGGAACAACUUUGCGGUCCGUCACCCCAACACCAACAUACCCAAACUAUACUCCCAACAACUUGUCGAAUUUGAGGAGUACUUGGACUUGCUAGAAUCGUACGACCACCCCAUAAUCAACCUCAAACUCGCUGGCUACAUAAUCGUCAUCAACCAGCUCUUAAGCUCUACAAGACUUGGAAAAAUAGUGUGUACCAAACAUGCUUUGCUUAGCCGCUCCUACUCCCUACUUAACCUCCACACAACUAUAUAG